This is a messenger RNA of Callorhinchus milii (elephant shark), 2455 nucleotides long. It is a transcript of the gene pif1, whose product is annotated as PIF1 5'-to-3' DNA helicase homolog (S. cerevisiae). The record is from RefSeq and is a predicted model, not a curated record. NCBI's taxonomy places the organism in Eukaryota, Metazoa, Chordata, Chondrichthyes, Chimaeriformes, Callorhinchidae. The transcript has 12 exons. The coding region runs from base 1 to 1896 and encodes 631 amino acids. Gene Ontology annotation, molecular function: DNA helicase activity; ATP hydrolysis activity. Gene Ontology annotation, biological process: DNA repair; telomere maintenance.
AUGGAGUCUCCUGAGGUACAAUGCACAUGCAAUGUUACUAUUGAAUAUCUUAACCAGGCCGGUCAGGCCACCAAACGGAAAGUCAUCCGCAAUGCCACCCUCCUCCUCGGACGUAACGAAUUGCGGGACAUCCUUCUCCGAGUAGACGAUGGGAAACUCUUUCAAAAUUUUGUCCUCCGUGAAAUCCAACUUUUCACGCGGUUUAUUAGGGAUGGGAAGAGUUGCAUCAAAAUUGUGCCUGAUAAUGUUCAAAUCCUGAUUUCAAACUGUCCACCAGAUAAACUGCAAGUGCUCGUUAAAACUCUUGCAAUCAAAUAUGGUGCAGAUAAGAAAAGCAGCAAGCAAGCCAGUGACCGAACACGGCUUCUCUCUGUGCUCCCGAAGACAUUUGACAACAUUAGUCCUGUGCAACUGCACGAUGUGAAAAGAGCUAAUGAGCUUCGGAUGCUGCAAAAUGUACACACGCCUGUCUCUACAAAAGCACCGAAGAAUCGAAUGGGUAAUGCUUGUCCAGGCAGACAGGUUAAACGACCACGGACAACUUCUUCAGAAAACUGUCCGGUCACGGGAUUGAAACCUGCCAAGAAGGCCAUUUUGUCUAUGCCAGUUCAAAGGAAGCUUUCAAAAGAACAGUCUCAUGUCUUGCGCACUGUCCUUUGUGGCAAGAAUGUCUUCUUCACUGGAAGUGCUGGAACUGGGAAAUCUUUUUUGCUGAAAAGGAUUGUGGGAGCAUUGCCCCCAAAGAGCACUUAUACCACAGCCAGUACUGGAGUGGCUGCCUGUCACAUUGGAGGGACAACACUCCACUCUUUCGCAGGGAUUGGCUCUGGAAAGGCCCCCAUGCAGCAGUGUGUUGAGUUAGCUCAGAGACCGGGGGUCUUGCAACAUUGGCAAAAUUGCAAACAUCUUAUUAUAGAUGAAAUUUCCAUGGUCAAUGGAGAAUUCUUUGAUAAACUUGAAGCUGUGGCCAGAAUUGUUCGAAAGAGCAUUGAGCCUUUUGGUGGAAUCCAGCUGAUAGUGUGUGGAGACUUCCUACAGCUUCCUCCUGUUAUCCGAACCAAUGAAAAAAAAACAUUUUGUUUUCAGGCUAAGAGUUGGCGGAAAUGUAUUCACUUGAACAUAGAAUUAACCGAAGUGCGAAGACAAACUGAUAAGGCUUUCAUUGCAAUUUUGCAAGCCAUCCGGAUAGGGAGAUGUACAGAAGAGGUUGCAGCCCAACUGAUUAAAACAGCCAGCCACAAAAUCGAUCAAGAUGGCAUUCUAGCCACGAGACUCUGCACACACAAAGAUGAUGUGGAACUGACCAAUGAGCGAAGGCUUCAGCAUUUACCAGGCAAGGUGCACACAUUCAAUGCUUCUGAUAGUGACCCCAUGUUAGUACAAACACUAAAUGCACAAUGUCCUGCGGGUCAGACACUGGAGCUGAAGAAAGGGGCUCAGGUGAUGCUGACCAAAAACCUGGAUGUGCAGCGAGGGAUGGUAAAUGGUGCUCGAGGAGUCGUUCUGGGCUUUGAAUCUGAAAAUAAAGCAUUGCCCCAGGUACGCUUCUUGUGUGGAGUAACCGAGACAAUAAAGCCAGAACGCUGGACAAUUAAAGCUUCAAGUGGGAUCUACCUGACCAGACAGCAGUUGCCCCUGAGGCUGGCCUGGGCCAUCUCCAUUCACAAGAGUCAGGGUAUGUCUCUGGACUGUGUAGAGAUCUCGCUGGCGCGUGUGUUUGAAAGUGGCCAGGCUUAUGUCGCUCUGUCCCGUGCUCGAAGUCUGGAAGGUCUUCGUGUGAUGGAUUUUGACCCCAAAGUAGUACGAGCCAAUCCCGAUGUGCUACAGUUUUACAGCAGGAUGAAGAGGGAGCGUCUCUUUAUGCAGUCUUCUCUGGAUGAUUAUAUUGAAAUUUAAAGAUGAAGAGAACCAGAUUUGUGCAAGACAGAAAACACAAUGUACUUCAAAAAGCCUCUGGUUCCAUUUUAAUGUACAGUGUUGUACUGAUUUUUAAAUAUAUUUUUAAAAUAUUUUGUACUAUUUUUGUUUUAAAUACUGCAUUGUAAAUUCAAGCUGGCAUUAGAUUAGAACCCAUUCUGUUCAACUUUUGAACCUGGGUUUUAAUCCAUCCCUGUAGGAGAUAAGAGGACAUGAGAAAUCCAUAAAAUUGUAGUCUAGCAGUGGAUUAGCAUUGUAGCAGUUCUAUACCUCAGUUUUAGUGCUUGUUAUUAUCUUAAGAACAUAAAUCUGACACUAGAAUAACAAUGGAGUACAUCAGAGAGGCCACAAGUGUUGUAGGAAAUUAAAUUAACCAUACAAUUUUUAACUAAGAUGUCUGACUUUCUCCUUACCCACCCACCUACCCAGAACGACUUAACUUGCUAUCUACUCGUGUGAUGAAUCAUACACCCAAUCCAUGUAUCUGGUGUCGAAACUGAAGCAUUUAUCUGUUAUUAAAUACAUUUAGGCUAUAAAU